ACAUACAUCGUCUGAUAGUCGAUAGAAUGUAUAUUAUGAUAGAAUUAAAAACAAACCUACUAUUUUCCCCCUGAAUUGUUUAUUUUAUUUUGUUGGGAAAAUAUUAUUAGAUCGUUUAUUUACAUGAUUAUUUUCUUCAAUUUACUAUUGUUUAGACACCUGUUAGUUAAAGAGGACUUAAUACGAAAGAUGUCACACCAGGUUUUUGUUUAUGGAACUCUCAAACGCAAUGAACCCAAUUACCAUUGGUUAACAAAUCCAGACCAUGGAUGUGGAAAAUUUGUAUGUGAAGGCUAUACAAAGAAUAAAUACCCUCUAAUUAUUGCAACAAAGUAUAACAUACCCUUUUUACUGUACAGCCCUGGUGAUGGGCAUCAUGUCAAAGGUGAAAUUUUUAAAAUUGAUGAUAUGAUGCUUAGUAAACUUGAUAUAUUAGAGGACCACCCAAAGUGGUAUAUCAGAGAAAUUGAUGACAUUAUUGUCAAGACACAAGGGACAAACAAAGAAGAAAUAAUGAAGUGUUGGGUAUAUUUCUUGAAAAACUUCAGAUCAGAUCUUUUAAGAAAACAGCUUUAUGACAACUAUUCCUCUAGUGGUGCGCAUGGAUUAAAAUAUUUGGAAAGGUCAAAGCGUGAUCCAACACAUGAUUACUAUUCUGAAAUUAAACAUAAGCCUUCAUAGACAUGAAAAUUUGGGCAUCAGUCUAGAUGUAAACAAUAUCUGCCUCUUGAAGCUAUUAAAUGUAUAGAAUGCUUAAAGAAUUUUGUUUGUGGCUAUUAUUUUAAAAUUACUUCUUUUCUCUUAUUCAAUUUCCUAAAUGGAAAGCAUUGGCAUAAUCAAUUCAUUUUUUUUUUAUUUUUUCAGUGAUAAUGAGGCCACAUUAGAGGAUUUGGAUGAAUUGUUAAAGAAAUAGUCUUCUUGUACCUAAUAAGAUGCACAUGGCUUUACAAUGAGAAAGAUAGAUACAAAUAACUAAAGGGCAUAUUGUGCAAUUUAUGGUUGAUAUUUCUUUUUUUUAUAUGAAAAUUAUAGUACAAAUGAGAGUAUUUAAAUAUUGUACCUAUUCCAUUCCUAUUCUAUGAGUAAUUUUAAUAAAUUUUAAAACUGUU
This is a messenger RNA of Pieris napi, 1109 nucleotides long. Its product is annotated as putative gamma-glutamylcyclotransferase CG2811. Gene Ontology annotation, molecular function: gamma-glutamylaminecyclotransferase activity. NCBI's taxonomy places the organism in Eukaryota, Metazoa, Arthropoda, Insecta, Lepidoptera, Pieridae. The record is from RefSeq and is a predicted model, not a curated record. Bases 124 to 681 code for a protein of 185 amino acids. The transcript is spliced from 4 exons.